This is a messenger RNA of Drosophila mauritiana, 2649 nucleotides long. RefSeq names its product protein toll. The transcript has 2 exons. Lineage: Eukaryota; Metazoa; Arthropoda; Insecta; Diptera; Drosophilidae. The record is from RefSeq and is a predicted model, not a curated record. Gene Ontology annotation, molecular function: transmembrane signaling receptor activity; protein binding. The coding region runs from base 99 to 2486 and encodes 795 amino acids. Gene Ontology annotation, cellular component: membrane. Gene Ontology annotation, biological process: toll-like receptor signaling pathway; innate immune response.
CAUAACCACGUCGCAAUAGCUGCUCGUCGCGAAAACCAGAAAUCCAAAUAAUCAUUAAUAUUAAAUGCCAAGAAACGGCCAAGUGAAUUGUGCGCGAAAUGUUAACCUAUUUGCCGGUAGUGUGGCUCUUUUUUGCCCACCUGGUGCUCCGUGCUGCCACGGGCCAGAUCAUACCACUGCCCACCUUUUGUUUGGGCCUUAGUCCGCAGUGCACUUGUGCCGCCGAGGGGAAUGUGGUGCGGUUCCAUUGUCCGGAUGAGUACGCCAUGCUGCUGGAGGUUUCCGAGCCGGGCGCAUCGUUGUACAUGAGCUACUAUGCCUCCAGCGAAUUGCAGUGGCUGCCGCGCUUCAAUAUCAGUUCGCUGGUGAAGAUCGAGUUCGAUGCGUACAUCUUCUGGCCGGAGAAGUUCGUGAGCGAGUUGCUCGAGACCUUGGGUGUGCAGACAGUGAAGACGAUUAUUUUCCGCGAUCGAACUUUGGAAACGGUAGUCACACGCGACGUUCUGAACUCGGGCGACGGGUAUAUGGAAACUUCGCAGCCCGAAAACAUUACCACCUGGCACUUUGGUUCAGUUCCGGGGCUGAAGAAGUUCAAGUUCUACAGCCACCAGCCGGAGCUGCAGGAGUCCAUAUUCCACGGUUUCGACACCCUGCGGGAUCUGCAGCUCAGCGUGAACGUGACAACGUUGCCGGGGAAUAUGCUGUCCACGGUGAAUGGAACUCUGAAAACGCUGACCAUCGAGAGUCCGGGCAUAGUGUCAUUCGGGAAUCCACUGCUCCGCGAACUGCAGCAACUGCGCAACUUGAGUCUCGCCCUCAUACGUCCGUCUCAUGAGCGCGACCAGCAAUUGCAGUCGCACUUCUUCGGUUCCAUGACUAAUCUGGAGGAGGUGCGCCUGGCGUCCGCCACAAGUAGUGUGAAUCGCACCAUGUUCAAGGGCACCAACAAGUUGCAGCUGAUCAAGAUGAAUGGCAACGACGAUCUCAUGGAGCUUCCGGGUGAAAUUUUCCUGGACCAGGUCAAUCUUAAGACCCUGGAUCUAUCCUGCAAUGCGAUCGUCACUCUGCACGAGGAUGUCUUCAAAGGCCUGGGGAAUCUAACGCUGCUGGAUCUAUCCAAAAAUAGACUGACUAACUUGUCGAGCACCAUUUUCGCACCAUUGACCUCGUUGAACGUUUUGCGUCUGAACAAGAACUCGCUGACCGCGAUGUCGCCGAGUGUGUUUCAGGAUGUGGUCAGUCUCAACUACAUCGAGAUGGUGAAUACCCAGUUCUACGGGGCCACGCUACUGAUGAACUACGAGGCGGUGGUGUGCACCAAUGACGAGGCCUGCCAGUACAAGUCGGCCGAGUGGCAGUGCGAUCCACGAUGCAUCUGCUGGGUGCAGCGGAGUAUCGGCAGUCUGAUCGUGGAUUGCCGAGGAACCAGCCUCGGGCAACUUCCGGAUUUGCCCCGCACCACGCUGCUGAGCACGGUGCUCAAGGUGGGCAACAAUAGCCUCACCAGUCUGCCAGCCGUGAGCGCACACAGGGGUUAUGCCAAUGUGAGUGGACUCUUUCUAUCGGACAAUAACCUGACCACCCUUGGAAGCGGUGACCAGCUGCCCGAGAAUCUCACCCAUCUGGAUGUGCGAGGCAAUCAGAUUCAGUCACUCAGCGAGGAGUUCCUAUUGUUCCUGCAGGAGCCGAACAACACAAUGACACUAUCGUUGUCGGGAAACCCCAUCUCCUGUGGCUGUGAAUCCUUGUCGCUUCUCUUCUUUGUGCGGACCAAUCCGCAGCGGGUGCAGGACAUCGCCGAUAUUGUGUGCACCAAGCAGAAAAAGGCUUUCCAGCAGAUGGAGGCCUUCGAGCUGUGUCCAUCGUAUGUCCUGCUCAUCAGCUGUGUGGUCGGUGGCCUGGUGAUCGUCAUCUGUCUGCUCACCGUGUUCUACCUGAUGUUCCAGCAGGAGCUGAAGAUCUGGAUGUACAACAACAAUCUGUGCCUGUGGUGGGUCUCCGAGGAGGAGCUGGACAAGGACAAGACCUACGACGCCUUCAUCUCGUACUCGCACAAGGACGAGGAGCUGAUCAGUAAGCUCUUGCCCAAGCUAGAGAGUGGUCCGCAUCCCUUUCGGCUGUGUCUGCACGAUCGGGACUGGCUGGUGGGCGACUGUAUUCCGGAGCAGAUCGUUCGCACCGUGGACGACUCGAAGCGGGUGAUCAUCGUGCUGUCGCAGCACUUCAUCGAUUCGGUGUGGGCCCGCAUGGAGUUCCGGAUCGCCUACCAGGCCACAUUACAGGACAAACGCAAGCGGAUCAUCAUCAUCCUCUACCGGGAACUGGAGCACAUGAACGGCAUCGAUAGCGAACUGCGGGCCUAUCUCAAGCUGAACACCUACCUCAAGUGGGGUGAUCCGCUCUUCUGGAGCAAGUUGUGCUACGCGAUGCCGCACAAUCGCAGGGUUCUGAAGGGUCAAAAGAAGCAUGCGGGGCCGCUAAUCUGAGGCUUGAAUAAAAUUUAAGAUAUUUUAGAUGAAUAUACUCACUCUCUUGGGCCUUAAAAGCUAAUCUGCCUGCCUUGCUUAAAGUUCUAAAGUUAUUUUAACUAUUUAAAAAGUAUUGAUACAUACAUCCUAAGUAAUUUAACGUAUCUUUAAGCAAAUUUUU